UCCAAGUAGAUCGGUAUGUCCUUGGUAGUUGUCAUAUCAACUCUGCUUGGCUAUAUCUAUACCAAGACGGGGCCCCCAGGAUUCAAAGGAAACGUGUGACAAAGGACGACAUACAAGAAGGUUAACAUGAACUCAUUAGUGAUUGUAACGUGUCUGGCUGUAGGAGUUUUGGCCUGCUUAGUUUUGGGUCGAGAAGAAGUCCAUCACAUCCACUCCGAGAAUGGUCGCAAUGUCCACGUUCAUUUACACGAGGUAGGAAACUGUGAGGAGAAGGUCGAUCAUCACCAUGACCAUGGCGACAACAAACCUGCUGCUGCCGACGUCAUGGCAAAGCCCACGAAACCCGGGAAAAAGAAAAAGGGUGGGAAGAAAGGAAAGAAAAGUAAAAUGAUGCAUGAUGCGCCAGCAGAGGAAACGGUGAACGGCGUCCAUCCGGGACAUCACGAAGGGGACGACGAUAUUCACAUUCACAUCCACGAGGCCGGCGAAAACUGCGCCAACCAUGAUGACCAUCACGGAGAGCAUGGCGAACAUCAUGGCCGCCAUCAUGGACAUCAUGGCGAACAUCAUGGUGACCAUCAUGGACAUCACGGCGAACAUCAUGGCGAACAUCAUGGACAUCGCGGCGGCCACGGAGGUCGAGGUGGACACGCCUGCGCAAUGUGUGCUCGAGCUCUUCAACAUCAUGGCCCCGAUCAUGACGACCACCGACAAGAUCACCCUGGUCACCAUGGACCGCAUUCACACGAGGAAGAUGCCGCCAAACACGAUCACUCUGAGGACUACGUCUAUGCUCACUGUGCCAUGGGACCAAAUACGGGAGUUGCAUUGAAGAAAAGAUCAACGAUCACUGGUUCUGUUCAUUUACGACAAUUGAUAUAUGGUGGUCCCGUAGAAAUGCAGAUAGACUUAGAAGGAUUCCAGGCUCAAGAUGGCGUCAUGCAACACGAGCACGGUCUGCACGUGCAUGAGUUUGGGGACCUCACUGAUGGCUGUCAGUCCACGGGCUCACACUUCAAUCCUUUUGGGGUGGAUCAUGGGGCUCCCACCGAUGAUAUCAGACAUGCUGGAGAUUAUGGCAACAUCCGCUGUGACGAUAAAGGCAAAACAAAUGUGGCCAUGAACGAUUCUAGAAGCACACUGAUUGGUUACCAUAACAUUAUUGGGAGAGCUUUGGUCAUUCAUGAAAAAGCUGACGACCUAGGUAAAGGUGGAACGCCAGCGAGUUUGAAAACUGGCGAUGCCGGUGGGCGUAUAGCUUGCUGUACCAUUGUCCGGGCCAAACCGCACGGUCACUGGGAGUCGCACGUCCAUGAUCACAGCGGAGACCAUCAUCACGAUCCUCAUGAUGAUCACGGGGACCACAAAGACCACAACCACGAAGAUCACAUGCAUGGCCAUGGCAAGCAUAUGCACCGUGGCAAAAAGGACAAAGCUACGUCAGAGGCGAAAGCCGAUCAUGGCGACCCCAGCCAACAUUUGGACCCUGCACGGGAAGGAUGAACUAAAGAGGAAGCGAGAUAGGUUUAGGACGUGUUCAUGCUGGAUCACGGCAGGACUUUCAUUUAACCAUAUUGGAUGAUUGUCGCAAAGUUUCUGAAGUACGUCAUGAUUUGAAUAUUUAGACAUAUCCCUUCAAACUCAGAUAAAAAAAAAAUGGAAUUUUAAUGUCUUUUAUCGAUACAAUUGCCCAUAUAUACUUUAUCUGAAACAUUAUUAGAUCUUGUAAAUUAUGUCACAAGCUUGAGAAAGGUAGUACACCUUUCAGGCGGAGGUAAUGUUUUUACCACUGUUUCUUUUUGUGUGGAACUGCAACUUUACGGAAAUGUUAUGAACGGAUUUGGUGCAAUUUAAUUCACAGUCUUUUCUUCGGCUAAAGAUCAAACCAUUACAUUUUAAGUUUCUUCUCUCAACUUUCAACUAAACAGACCUUGAUUAUGGCGUGAUUAUCGACAACCAAAUAAAUAAAAUAAGCAGGCUUAACAA
Liolophura sinensis is the source of this 1986-nucleotide messenger RNA. Its product is annotated as filaggrin-2-like. Gene Ontology annotation, biological process: superoxide metabolic process. The coding region runs from base 127 to 1503 and encodes 458 amino acids. Gene Ontology annotation, molecular function: copper ion binding. The transcript has 6 exons. The record is from RefSeq and is a predicted model, not a curated record. NCBI's taxonomy places the organism in Eukaryota, Metazoa, Mollusca, Polyplacophora, Chitonida, Chitonidae.